This is a messenger RNA of Myripristis murdjan (pinecone soldierfish), 1688 nucleotides long. It is a transcript of the gene il7r, whose product is annotated as interleukin 7 receptor. Gene Ontology annotation, cellular component: external side of plasma membrane. The coding region runs from base 90 to 1373 and encodes 427 amino acids. The record is from RefSeq and is a predicted model, not a curated record. Lineage: Eukaryota; Metazoa; Chordata; Actinopteri; Holocentriformes; Holocentridae. The transcript has 8 exons. Gene Ontology annotation, biological process: cytokine-mediated signaling pathway; hemopoiesis; positive regulation of receptor signaling pathway via JAK-STAT. Gene Ontology annotation, molecular function: protein binding; cytokine receptor activity.
CAGUGUGUGUUUGUGUGUGUGUUGUGUGUGUGUGUGGAGUCAAACAGGUGAGUCUAUGUGUGCAGCCGGAGGACAGACAAGGCGACGAGAUGCCGUUAUUCAGCUUGUGGAUGGUCCUGCUGCUGGUGCCAGCAGGGACACAGGCUCAGAGUGGAGAUGUGGACAGUGACAUUGAGCCCAGAAUUAACUGUGUGUCUCACAUCAGUCGGACAAAGGGAAACAGUAUAACCUGCAACCUCGCUGCUGUCGAAACUGACGGCGAGGAUGAUGAGGAUGAUGUGGGGGAUGAUAUAAAGAACAUGACUGUGUGCGUCUCUAAAAUGAUCGACAACAAAUUCUUUUGUGUGGGGAGUAUUGGGAAUACCGUCAUCUCAAUGGAUCUGACUCCUCUCACUGCUCCUUUCACCCUGACUGUCCAGUUAAAAGGAGGAGGCAAAAUAAUGAAAACACUGGACCCAAGGAAAAUAAUUAAACCAAAAAGUCCUCAGGUGUUGAACGCCACAUUUUACCCAAAGGCAGACCGGGCGGAGAUUCUCAUUAAAAGUCCAUACCACAAUGACUACCUUAAAGCGAAAGAUCUGCUGCAUCAGCUUCACAUCUGGAGUCCCCGCGACGUGAUGAUGCGUAACAUCACGUCAGAGCCUUUGAUCAUCGAAGGGGAGCAUCUGCAAAAAAACACAGAGUAUCAUGUCAAAGCGCGGACGAUACCAAACAGCCUUUUCCAGGGCACGUGGAGUGAGUGGAGUGCCACUCUCAGUUUCUCAACCCACAUUGAACCCAAAGACACCCCUGUGCUGAUGUACAACUUGAUGGCGGCUCUUGUUGCGUUGUUCCUGGUUGUUUGGAGCAUUGUUUUCUUCUGGAAGAAAAAAAUAUACACCUAUAUGUGGCCAAGCAUUCCACAUCCUAAACACACUCUUGUGCAGAUGUACAAGCCGAUUAAAGGCCUCCCAGGGACCUUCAACCCCGAGACGUUUGGUGACCUUGAAAUCUACCCGGUGGACAAAAUCGAGGAGCAGCAUCACGGUGAAGCAGAGCUGAACGUUGCUGCUGAUGAUAUUCCAAAUUCGAAGGAUCCCUGCUCCAGCGAGGAGUCCAGCGGGCAGACCUCCGACAGCUCCAGAAGCAACACUAGCGUCACCACAGAGGAGUCAGAGGUGUCCACGCUGCUGAGCCAGAGCUCCUCAGGGGGGGAAGACGACCUGCAGAGCAGAAGUCCAUCCCCUGUGGGCGUCCUGCAGCCGGGACAAGGACAGGACAGAGCCGACCCUGCGCACAACACUGGAAAAAAUUACCCUGAGAUGUAUGGAGUCACGCAGCAGGGCAAGGAUGAGGCUUACGUCACCAUGUCCAGUUUCUAUCAGAUCAAGUAGGUCAAGGGGACAGAAGGAUGCAAUGACAAAGGACGAGAGCCUUUUGGAUGUAGCUGCUUGGUUUUAUAAAUUGCUUUUUAUUUGACAAGAUUGUAUACAAUUAUGUAUUUUUAAAGGACCGUACCAGUGGAUUUGCAUGUUUAGCGUAAUAUCUACAAAAUGGAUUUACUGUAUAUACACAAUUCUUGUAAUCUUUUCCCAAUCUUUUGGUCAUAUUUUUUAGAACUCCCAUAUCAUUUGUCCUCCCUUUUAUCCAGCCAUUAGUUUCCAUUAAUUCCACGAUGAUAAGAAAAUGAACUUUCAGAGACUUCAACU